Trichosporon asahii var. asahii CBS 2479 is the source of this 2484-nucleotide messenger RNA. Its product is annotated as metalloreductase. Gene Ontology annotation, cellular component: plasma membrane. Gene Ontology annotation, biological process: intracellular iron ion homeostasis; iron ion transport; copper ion import. Gene Ontology annotation, molecular function: ferric-chelate reductase activity. The record is from RefSeq and is a predicted model, not a curated record. Lineage: Eukaryota; Fungi; Basidiomycota; Tremellomycetes; Trichosporonales; Trichosporonaceae. Bases 1 to 2484 code for a protein of 827 amino acids. The transcript has 2 exons.
AUGGCAGAGGGAUCUCUCAUCAUGGCUCCCGGCGCGAGCCUGGUUAGCACCGCGCUCACGCCCAUCGCUACUCUGCACACCGGCGGCGUCCUCGACGCUUCCGUUACCCACAUCAUGCCUGGCAGCCAGACUGCCAGCCUCGCCGUCGCCAGCUCGACUGCAGGUGCUGCCCCGGCGGCGGCGCCUAGCAUGAGCGUCAUCGACAAGGGUCGCAUGGUGCAGGGCAUCUUCAAUGGCCAAAUGACCUACUACGAGACAUGGGUGCUUGCCGUGUUCAUGGCGAUCCUCAUUCUCUUCGUUCAGCCGCGGUUCUGGACGCGCCUCAUGGCGUCCGUCGGCCGCAAGAAGAAGUCGGACUAUGUCCAGAAGCCCCACUACCAGACCAGCUACGCCUUUAACAUGGAGCGUCAGCUGGGACCCGUCGAGCAGCAGAAGAAGAUCGUCGCCGGCGGCGAUCUUGGUAAGGGCUGGCUGCUGCGCAAGGGCAAGGACGUCUCGACUAUUGGCGAGCCCGAGCUCGCACCCAAGGGAUAUGGACACCGCUUCUCGACUUACCAGGGCCACAUUGGCGACUCGCGCAUGCCCCGCUCGUCGCUUCUCCCUCCCGGCCACGUCCAGCCCCUCUCGCAGCGUAGCAACGUCGACCGCCUCCUCGGCUGGGCGCCGUUUAGCCGCUGGCCGUUCCCGCUGAACACGCGUGCAAAUGUGACCCAGCUCUUCAUCAUUGGCAUCUACAUCGGCAUCAAUGUGUGGGCCGUCUGCUGGCGCUCCGAUGUUCGCAAAGUCAACCCCGUCACCGGCAUUGGAUCCGACUACAAGCGCACUGGUGCUAUCGCCAUGGCGCAGACGCCCGUCGUGAUUGCGCUCGGCGUGCGCGGCAACCUCGUCGGCCUGUUGCUCGGCAAGAGCUAUGACCACCUGCGCAUCAUCCACAAGGUGUCCGGCCGCGUCGUUUUCCUCUGCGGCGUCAUCCACUCGGCCUUCUUCAUGAACACGUGGUUGCAGGGCGGCCACUUCGCCGAGGCGAGCGCAAGCCAGGUCGGCGUGACGGGCUACGUCGCGUUCGGCGCUCUGCUGCUCAUCUUCCUGACGUCGCUCCCAAUCGUGCGCCGGUGGGCGUACAACUUCUUCCACAUCUGCCACUUUAUCGGCAUCGUCGCGUUCCUGGCCGGCCUCGGCGCGCAUGUCAAGUACACGAUGCCGUGGUGCGUCGCCGGCGGCGCAAUCUACGUCGCCAGCAUGUUGAUCCAGCUGUUCAAGACUCGCGUCGCUGAGGCUGAGCUCGUCGCGCUGCCCGGCUGCACUACCACUGUCGUCACCAUUCCCGGACUCACGACCGGCUGGCGUCCUGGCCAGCACGUUCGGUUGCGCGUCAUGUCCCUUGGCCCCGCCAAGAUCGCCGAGGCUCACCCGUUCACGAUCGCGAGUGCGCCCGACUGCGGCGGCCUCGUGCUGCUCGCCAAGGCCGCUGGCGACUGGACGACGUCCCUGUACCACUACGCCGCGACCGAGGGCGAGCUCGACCCCGAGGUCGGCGUGUUCAAGCGCCGUGCCCGUGUCACGGUCGAGGGGCCCUACGGCGGACUGGGCAACACGCUGCCGAACGCUUUCUCGUCUGUCCUCGUCGUUGCCGGCGGAAGUGGGAUCAGCCACGCCCUCGGCCUCGCGCAGGACCUCGUCAGUCGCUCGCCGUCCGGCGCCGUGCAGGCGCGCACGGUCGACCUCGUCUGGGUCGUUCGCACCGAGGCGCAGGCCAAGGCCAUCAUGCCCACUCUGCUCUCGCUCGUGGCCCAGGCUCGCCGCUGGGAAGCCCGCGCGCUCGAGGGACGCCGACAGGGUGCCGACCUCGCCAUCCCGACCGCGCUCCGCGUGCACGUCUUCGUGACCCGUCUUCCCAAGAGCUCGCCGCUCACCCUCGUGCCGAGCGGGUACAAGGCCAAGCUGCGCAAGGCGGGCAAGGAGCUGCCGCCUCCUCCCGACUCGGACUCUGAGAGUGCCGACUCGUGCGUUAAGGAGAAGGAGAAGGACAUCGAGGUGCUCAGUGACAGCGGCUCCGACACGUCCUCCGAGGGACACUGGGUCAUGUCGCGCAGCACGACAGGCACGUCAGAGGACUGGGCCGAGCUGGCCACCGCAGCCGGAUUGGGCCGCAAGCAGUCGCUGGCGGAACGCACCAAGGCUGACUGGCUCGAGCGCAACCCGUCCAACGCCUCCGUCGCCCGUCUCCACGCCCGCGUCACGGACGCCGCGAGCCCGAUGAGCACGGUCUCGACGUACCGCGGCCGGCCCGACAUUGGGGGCGUCAUCACGACGAUCGUGGACGAGACGGCGGGGCGCGAGACAAGGGCGAGCGGCAUGCUCGUCACGACGUGUGGGCCCGAGCAUCUCGUCAACGACACGCGCGACGCGUGCCGCGCCGUGCCCGGGUGGAAGAAGAGUGGCGUGGGCGGGCUCGAGUUUGAGGCCGAGUUCUUUGCCUUCUAA